This is a messenger RNA of Psilocybe cubensis, 981 nucleotides long. RefSeq lists its product as uncharacterized. Lineage: Eukaryota; Fungi; Basidiomycota; Agaricomycetes; Agaricales; Agrocybaceae. The transcript is spliced from 2 exons. The record is from RefSeq and is a predicted model, not a curated record. The coding region runs from base 1 to 981 and encodes 326 amino acids.
AUGAGUCGAAAUGAGAUGAUGAUGAGACGCCUAGGCCAAUUAGCGAGGGAACAUGCCACCGACGAGGGAAGGUCGCUAGAAGAAUUAAAGAAAACGAAAGAAAUCUUGAAGGGGGCCGAAUCACAACGACUCCGACGCUUUUGCACCUCCGAACGCAUGGUACCUGGACGCGACCUCGACGAAUUGGGAAAGGCCAUACUUAUGGGCGACUUUGACUAUGUCUCACUGGAUUUCUCGCGUCGUAUCGCAGAGCAAAUGAUGACACUAGGGAGGGAAAAGGCGUUUUCGGCUGCCGCUGAACAAUAUUAUAAUUUGCGAUGGGGUCCAACGGAAACACCCAUUUAUAAUCUUUUGGGACUAGCCAUGCAACUUGUUCCGAGUCAGAAGGAGGCUCAUUUCCAGUUGGCUCGUCUAUUUAUCAAGGCCAAGGUACCAGUGGACGGAACGGACUUGUCGGGAACCACUGCACUGUCGCACUGCUUCUCAACUAAACCGAGCUUCGAGCUAGAAUAUGCCCAGCUAUUGUAUGAUGCCGGAGGAGACGUCAAUCACAGGAAUAGAUACGGCGGCAUUGUCGCAGAAGAGAUCAUUAAAAUCUACGACCACCAUGACCGCGAGGUUGUUCGAAAGGCGACCGCUGCUUUGGAGUGGUUCUUGAACCAUGGUGGAAACGUCGACAUCGCAGACGGAGAUGGAUAUACUCCCCGGGACAUGUGUAAGCGCUUGGCAGGUCGUGUUCCAGCUCUUCUAUCUCUAGUUGAAAAGGAGGACGAAAAGAGGAAGGCGAAGGGAAAUUCGUGCUGUUCUCUGUGCGGCCGUGACGAAGAGAAACUUCUCACCUGUGGUAAAUGCAAGAAGGCCAAAUAUUGUGCUCCUUCAUCCCGCGCUUGCCAGAAGUUAGACUGGCCGAAACAUAAGAAGGAGUGCAAAGCAUCAGGUAUUGUAAUCCUUUGCGACUUUCAGGCUUCUUUUCACAUCUAA